Messenger RNA from Leptopilina boulardi, 1691 nucleotides. RefSeq names its product cyclin-K-like. Lineage: Eukaryota; Metazoa; Arthropoda; Insecta; Hymenoptera; Figitidae. The transcript is spliced from 7 exons. The record is from RefSeq and is a predicted model, not a curated record. Gene Ontology annotation, biological process: regulation of transcription by RNA polymerase II; positive regulation of DNA-templated transcription, elongation. Gene Ontology annotation, cellular component: cyclin/CDK positive transcription elongation factor complex; nucleus. Gene Ontology annotation, molecular function: cyclin-dependent protein serine/threonine kinase activator activity. Bases 263 to 1507 code for a protein of 414 amino acids.
UUUGAGAGAUUUUGUGAAUUUCGAACGUUUAUGUUAUCCAUUGUGUCUGUCAGUCAUGUCUGUUUAGUUGUGUUCUUCAGUCAUAAGAAGAGCCACGAUUAACAAAAAAAAAAAUAUAUAUAUAUUUAGUGAAAAAUUCCAAAAAGUGCCGUAGAAAAUUAUAAAUAGUAAUAAUAAUAAUAACGAAAACAUUGUUUUAUCGAUAAGCAGAUAAAUUAUACGAAAAACGUGAAUUUCAAAACAUAAAUAAAAUUGUUGAAAAAUGCCUUUUUGGUAUUAUGACAAGGAAGAAUUAAAAGAUACACCUUCAAUUCGAGAUGGAAUUAAUUAUGAAACAGAAAGUCGAUAUAGAACUGAAGGUGCACGAUUUAUUAUCGAUACAGGAGCAAAAAUGGAUCUUGGAUAUAAUACAAUAGCAACGGGAGUUGUUUAUUUUCAUCGUUUCUAUAUGUUUCAUUCUUUUAAAACAUAUCCUCGUUAUGUCACAGCGAGCAGUUGUUUAUUUCUAGCUGGAAAAGUAGAGGAGACACCAAAAAAAUGUAAAGAUAUUAUUAAAACUGCCAAAUUUAUUUUGUCUGAACAAAAAUUUUCAACUUUUGGAGAAGAUCCUAAAGAGGAAGUAAUGACGUUAGAAAGAGUGUUACUGCAGACAAUUAAAUUUGAUUUACAAGUCGAUCAUCCUUACAAAUAUCUUUUGAGAUAUGCAAAAUGUUUGAAAGGAGAUAAAGCCAAAUUACAAAAUAUGAUCCAAAUGGCUUGGACUUUUGUUAAUGAUAGUUUAUGUACAACUCUGUGCCUUCAAUGGGAACCUGAAAUAAUUGCAGUUGCUUUAAUAUAUCUAGCUGGACGAUUAAGUAGAUUUGAAGUUGUCGAUUGGAAUGGAAGGCAACCAAAGCAUUUAAAAUGGUGGAACAUGUUUAUUGAAGAUAUAACAAUGGAAAUUUUAGAAGAUAUUUGUUUACAAGCCUUAGAUUUAUAUCCCCAGGCAAAUAAUUUUAAAAUUCUUGAAUCAAAUUCAACUGAUUCUACUAAUGGAACAACAAUAGAAAAAACUACAACACCACCACCACAACCAUCACUUGUUUCCAUUACAAAUUCUCCAAAUGUUCCUGUGACACUUACAAGGGUUUCAGCCACAGAAACUAAUUCAGUGCCUGUUAAUGAACGUCAACUGGGUAAUGACGUUAUUAUCGAGAAUUCAAGACUGAUUGAGUCUUCUACGGUGCAAUUUCAACCGUACACUAUGAAUUUUUCAAAUAAUCUUAUUUAUCCAACGGUUUAUCCUCCCUUAGAUUUAUCAAUACCACCGCCAAAUGUUGUGCCAAUGAAAUCCAUUCAUCCACCUCCUAAUACAAUGAGAAUUAUUCAACCUCCAACAAAUAUUCGACAACCACCGCCACAUCAAUUUCAAUCUCAUUUUAAUUAUUCUCCAAAUCUUUCUUAUAUUCCUCAAACACCUGGACCUCCACCAUUUAAUAAUCAAACCUAUUAUCCACCAAAAUUAUGAACUGUGAUAAAACUGAUUCAUAAUAUAUUUAUAUAUAUAUAUAUAUUUUGUUGUCUAUAUUUAUAUAUAAUUUACUCAAGAUGUUUGUUAAUAUAUAUAGAUAGAUAUUAUAUAUAAACGCGAUUGGUGUAUGUAUUUUUGGUAAAGGAAGUUUAAUUGUAAAUAGAAAAAAAAGAAAAAUUAA